AUCCAGCCUACAUUACACAUAAUUAUCGGAUCCUUUAGUAGUUAAUUUAGUUAAUUAAUUCGAUUUAAUUGUUAAAUCGAUCUGUUUGGGUUUGGAUUAGGAAAUCGGAGGUAGAAUUCCUCUAGAAUAGAUGAUCAGGGAUCCGUGUCUUGCUGAGCUUUCUGCUCCAAUGAACGGAUUCAGAGUCGAUGAUUGGUCCGGUUCUUAUCAGAACCUCGGCAACGGCAACGGGUUCAAACUCAAGGAGCCCUUUGUAAACGGCAAUUUCGUCGACCUUCCUUUGCUUGCCCCUUAUUCAAACUCUUCUUGUGUUAUUCCCACUGCUCCACCUCCGGUCGUGAUACCUGAGGAAGAAUACCCUGAAGAUUGCGAUUUCUCUGAUGUAGUUCUUAAGUACAUAAACCAGAUUCUUAUGGAAGAAGACAUGGACGAGAAGACCUGCAUGUUGCAGGAGUCCUCCGCCCUUCAAGCUGCUGAGAAACCUUUCUAUGAGGUCCUUGGCAAGGAGUAUCCCCCCUCGCCCUCGCUCUUGCCCUUGCCCGAGUCCUACCAACCCCAUCCCAAUUUCGACCACGAUGCCGAAAGCCCCGACGACCUUUUUACUGCUAACACCUUCACUAAUGGUAACAUCAGUGGCAGUUAUGGUUUCGGCGACGCACUGGAUUCAAGCCACAGGUUUUCCGUUCUCGGCGAAUACAACUCCUCCUUCUGGUCGGAGGCGGUCUCCCCUUACUAUACAUCUCUGUACACUGCCCAUUCUUCCAAUGGUGUCACAAGCAUCGUAGAUGGUGCGUGUGAGUUCGUGGAGUCUCCAUUUAGUACACAACGGAUCAUCCCGGGUUUGUUUAGCGAGAGCGAGUCUGUUACGCAAUUCAGGAGAGGAGUGGAGGAAGCUAGUAAGUUCCUUCCCAAUGGUAAUGAGCUGAUCUUUAAUCCAGAGAAGCGUGGGUUUUUACCUGAGAGUGAACCGGUCAAGGUGGGGACGAAGGAUGAGAGAAGGUAUUCAACCACUGGGGUUUCCAAGGGAAGGAAACAUAUUUAUGGGGAGGACCCGGAUUUAGAAGUGGGGAGGAGAAACAAGCAAUCAGCAGUUUACACAGAGGCGGCGGAGCGGACGGAGAUGUUUGAUAUGGUGUUGCUGUGUGAACCUGGAGGGAAGUCUACACUCCGUGAAGCCUUGCAGAACGGAGGAGACAAGAAUGGGCCGUCGAGUGGGAAGACGCGUGGUAAGAAACAGGGGGAUAAGAAGGAAGUGGUAGACUUGAGGACCCUUCUCAUCCAUUGUGCAGAGGCGGUCGCAGCCGAUGAUCGAAGGAGUGCUAAUGAACUAUUGAAGCAGAUCAAGCAACACUCCACUCCUUACGGGGAUGGAUUGCAGAGGUUGGCUAAUUAUUUUGCAGAUAGCAUCCAAGCACGGUUGGAUGGUACAGGGAGCCAGCGUUAUAUAGGUCUCUCCAACCUAAGAACAACAGCGGCAGAUAUUCUCAAAGCUUACCAAUUGUAUCUUGCCGUGUGUCCGUUCAAGAAGUUUUCUAACUUCUUUUCGAACGAAACCAUUUUGAAUGUGGCUGAGAAAGCAACGAGGCUCCACAUUGUAGAUUUUGGGAUCCUUUAUGGGUUUCAAUGGCCUUCCCUGAUACAAAAACUUUCCAAGAGACAUGGAGGACCACCCAAGCUUCGGAUAACUGGGAUUGAAAAUCCCCAAAAGGGUUUCAAACCAUCAUCGAGAGUUGAAGAAACUGGGCUUCGAUUGGCUAAUUAUGCCAAGACUUUCAAUGUUCCUUUCGAGUAUAAUGCAAUUGCACAGAAAUGGGAAACAAUUCAACUUGAGGAUCUCAAGAUUGAUCGUGAUGAGGUACUGGUUGUCAACUGUAUGUACAGGUUCAGGAACUUGCUGGACGAGACGGUGGUGGUGGUGGAUGAUAAUAGUAGUAGUCUUCCUCCAAGGAAUGCAAUUCUUAACCUGAUAAAGAGACUGAACCCAGAUGUUUUCGUCCAAGGGGUUCACAAUGGUGCCUACAAUGCCCCCUUUUUUGUUACUCGAUUUAAGGAGGCACUUUUCCACUUCUCUGCAAUCUUUGAUAUGCUUGAAAUGAAUAUAGGACGUGAGGUUAAAGAGAGGAUGUUGCUAGAGAGAGAGAUCUUUGCUAGGGAGGCAAUGAAUGUGAUAUCGUGUGAGGGGUCAGAGAGGCUUGAGAGGCCUGAGACAUACAAGCAGUGGCGGAUCCGGAAUCAGAGAGCUGGACUUAAGCAGCUCCCAUUGAACCCAGUUAUCAUGAAGAAGGCAGGGGAUGAGGUGAAAACAAGUUACCACAAGGAUUUUGUUAUCGACAAAGAUCGCGAUUGGAUGCUCAUGGGAUGGAAAGGACGGAUUAUUUACGGGCUUUCAACUUGGAGAUCAUCUUCUGUGUGUGAUUCCUGA
Molecule: messenger RNA, 2422 nt
Organism: Telopea speciosissima
Lineage: Eukaryota; Viridiplantae; Streptophyta; Magnoliopsida; Proteales; Proteaceae
Product: scarecrow-like protein 9
Exons: 1
Coding region: 131-2422 (763 amino acids)
Biological process (GO): regulation of DNA-templated transcription
Cellular component (GO): nucleus
Molecular function (GO): DNA-binding transcription factor activity; sequence-specific DNA binding
Source: RefSeq, a predicted model, not a curated record